GCAGUCACUGCUGGAUUUGGGUUGCUCCUUCUGAUUUGGAAAUGUCUUUGCUCCUUCGCCGCCACUGAGCGCUUGAUGCCACCGACUGGUCUCCAGAAAGCUAUUCAUGCCCAAGUUGUUCCCGCUGCCAUCAAGCCAUAGACCACUCCUGCCAGCCUAGACACAGGGGCUGGAUUGUUUUGGACUGUAGCCUACCUUGGACUACCUAUUCUGCCGCCCCAGGAUCAAUUUAGGGGCGCGAUAUUUUGGCGCUAACCCCCCAACGAAUUUGCGCCUUGAUUUAGCCAGACCCCCCCGACCCCCCCACCCGGCUCCCAGAUGUUGAACAUGAGCUCCGAGCAGGACCAGGCUCCUGAGGCACCCUGCAGCCCGGCGGGCACCGCUAGCUCCAUGUCCCACGUCUCUGACUCCGACUCCGACUCUCCGCUGUCCCCAGCCGGAUCGGACUCCCACAGAGCAGCGGGCAUCAACAAGAACGACCCCGAGGGGCCCUUGGAUGAGCGAUUCCCAGCCUGUAUCCGGGAGGCAGUGUCCCAGGUGCUGAAAGGCUAUGACUGGAGCUUGGUGCCCAUGCCAGUCCGGGGAUCCGGAUCCCUCAAAGCCAAACCCCACGUCAAGAGACCUAUGAACGCCUUUAUGGUUUGGGCACAGGCGGCUCGAAGGAAGCUGGCAGACCAGUACCCGCAUCUACACAACGCAGAGCUCAGCAAGACGCUGGGCAAACUCUGGCGCUUACUUAGUGAAACCGAGAAGCGUCCAUUUGUAGAAGAGGCCGAGAGACUCAGAGUGCAACACAAGAAAGAUCACCCAGACUAUAAGUAUCAACCACGCAGAAGGAAGAGCGUCAAAGCUGGACAAAGCGACUCCGAUUCUGGGGCCGAACUGGGACAUCACCCUGGCUCCCAACUGUACAAGUCCGACUCUGGCCUGGGAGGAAUGGGAGAUGGUCACCUUCAUGGAGAGCAUGCAGGUCAAAAUCAUGGUCCUCCAACUCCACCAACGACCCCCAAGACUGACUUGCACCAUGGUGGGAAGCAAGAACUGAAACAUGAAGGACGGAGACUGAUGGACAAUGGGCGUCAGAACAUCGACUUCAGUAACGUGGAUAUUAAUGAGUUGAGCAGUGAAGUCAUCAACAACAUUGAAGCCUUUGACGUCCAUGAAUUUGACCAGUACUUGCCUCUUAAUGGCCAUGGGGCUCUUUCAGCUGACCAUGGGCAGAAUCCUACUGUACCACCUUAUGCUGCAUCCUAUGCACACCCAGCUGGAGCUCCACAAGCACCUGUUUGGUCUCAUAAAAGUCCUUCAAAUUCAACCUCCUCUUCUGAGUCUGGUCAGCAAAGGCCACACAUCAAGACGGAGCAGUUAAGCCCUAGUCAUUACAGUGACCAAUCUCAUGGAUCCCCUACUCAUUCUGACUACAACUCCUACACAACCCAGGCUUGUGCCACCACUGUGUCCAGUUCCACAAUACCCAGUCCUUUCUCCAGCUCUCAAUGUGACUACACAGACCUCCCCAGUUCCAACUACUAUAACCCCUACUCUAGUUACCCAUCCAGUUUGUACCAGUAUCCUUACUUCCAUUCAUCUCGGCGCCCCUAUGCCACCCCAAUCCUCAACAGCUUGUCAAUCCCACCUUCCCACAGUCCCAACGCCAACUGGGAUCAGCCAGUCUACACAACCCUAACAAGGCCUUAAAAAAAACUCUGAACUUCUCAAACUGAGAACUAAUUAUGCCAUAGAUAUGUCUGGUUGUCAUGAAGUCUUCCAAGACAUGUGCACUAUAGACAGAAUGUACAGGUAGGAGGCGCUGUUCCAGUUCUUACGUAAGUGCCUGCUGAUAAAAAAAUGAGUUAAGAGCAUUUCCGUCUGACUUUUCAUGAGGAUUUUUUAAUUAAUAAAACGCUUUGAAUUUUGGACUCCGACACGACAUGCCAUGAAGGAUGAACCUCUGAUUUACUCAUGAGGACCUAAGAUUCUCUAGGCACAAUUUGGAGGCAUAUAAGCAAGUUUUGAUGAGAUACUGACCAAGCGAUGUCUCCAAUCAACCCACUUCUAACUAUUCCAUUUCAUUGAGUGCUGGGGCAAAGGGCCAGCCUGAGGUCAACUUUACACAGUCCCUUUGUUCUUCUCCAGACCUAAAGCUGUUCACAAAACAUCAAUAGACUUCCAAGUACAAAAACAAAAAAGUUCCAACUUCUCCAUGGUCACUUCAUUGUGUCUCAGGCUUGGACUACAUAUUGUCUAUUUCAGUGAAAUUUUAGGCAAAUUGUUUGGUUGUAAUUAACUUUUUUUGUUUUUCAAAUGUUCUUAUAGUUUUUGAGAUUUGUUAAAUAUAUAUAUAAAUAUAUUUAUGUUCCAUAUAUUAUAAGUGAUUUAAUGAUUUUAUUCAUUGAAACAAAUGUAGAAACGGGAGGAAAAAAAGAAUUAAGAGGGAAGGAAGAAAAUUUAGUAAUUGCCGGAGUUUUGAGGUUGUAAAUUAAAAAAUUGUAAUUCUGAACUUACAACAGGAUUUGUUGAAACCAGCAAAUGUAUAAUAGUAAUAGGGGUUGUUCUAUAAUGUUUCAAAAAAUUUGAGAAAUUGGUAAUUAUUUAUUAACCCCGACCAACAUGUUUAAAGAAUUUUUCUGAUUCACGUAGAUUACCAAGGAUCAGAGUCUUCCCAUUAAACUAAGACACUAAAAACCUCUCCCAUUUUAUUUUUUUCCUUAGUUUAUUACUAAUGUUUUUUUGUGCCCAUUUUAUUGUUCCUUUUCAUUGUAUGCUGAGCAUAUAAUAAUUUUUAUUUUAUUGUAACUUGUGCCUUUUUUAAGAUAUAAAAAAAAACACUUUGUAAAUUUGAAAAAAAAAUCUAGAAAUUAUUUUUGUCCUACAUUUUCUUACUUCUUUUCUAAAAAAACAAAUGUGUCUUCGGAUCGGAUUUUCACGUUUAUGCAUUUAAGAGAAAAUUCUUUGUCUUGGGCAAAUUCUAUUUUUCUGUUCGUGUGAACGAUUCCGUUCGUAUGUAUGUCGCUGAUAUUUUUGUUUUUCAUUAAGCAAAGCUAACUUUUGUAUAUGCUUCC
This is a messenger RNA of Bufo bufo (common toad), 3062 nucleotides long. RefSeq names its product SRY-box transcription factor 8 (gene SOX8). The record is from RefSeq and is a predicted model, not a curated record. Gene Ontology annotation, cellular component: nucleus. Lineage: Eukaryota; Metazoa; Chordata; Amphibia; Anura; Bufonidae. Bases 319 to 1698 code for a protein of 459 amino acids. Gene Ontology annotation, molecular function: RNA polymerase II cis-regulatory region sequence-specific DNA binding; DNA-binding transcription factor activity, RNA polymerase II-specific. Gene Ontology annotation, biological process: morphogenesis of an epithelium; enteric nervous system development; neural crest cell development. The transcript has 3 exons.